GUCCACAGCACAACAACUGCUCAAGACACACCACGGUUAUCAUUAGAAACCCUCCUAGAGAAGGCUGCAGGCAAACCCUCCCGCCCCCGCUGCCGCUUUAUCUCGGCCUCAGGCCCCCCCUGUUAGUGGCGGGCAGAGAAAGAUAACCUCCGCGCCCAGCCCAGCGGCUGCUAGGAGAGGCGGGUUAAGGGUGGCGCUGCGCAGGCGCUUCGCUGCAAGGCCGAGUCCGGGCGAGUGUGACUGCUUGGCGGCCAAGAAGAGUGGAGGGAAGGUGCGUUUGCUCCCUGCAGACUCUCUCUCGUUUGCUCCUGCUCCUUCGAGGCGCCACUGCCGCGAUGUUCUGCCGGUUGGCUUCCCGGGGCAGAAAUGGCACUAAACUGCUUAUGCCUCUUGCGUGCUUGGCAUCAAGGCAAAAGCACACUCUUCCGGACUUGCCUUAUGACUAUGGUGCUCUGCAACCCCACAUUAGUGCAGAAAUUAUGCAGCUUCACCAUAGCAAACAUCAUGCUGCAUAUGUAAAUAAUCUGAAUGUUGCAGAAGAAAAAUACAAAGAAGCUUUGGCAAAAGGGGAUGUUACUGUGCAAGUAUCUCUUCAACCUGCUCUGAAGUUCAAUGGUGGAGGUCACAUUAAUCACACUAUCUUCUGGACAAACCUUUCUCCUAAUGGCGGAGGGGAGCCUAAAGGGGAGCUAUUAGAAGCCAUAAUGCGUGAUUUUGGCUCCUUUGGGAACUUCAAGGAGAAAUUGACGGCUGUAUCAGUUGGUGUCCAAGGCUCAGGAUGGGGUUGGCUUGGUUUUAACAAAGAACAAGGCCGGCUGCAGGUUACUGCUUGUUCCAAUCAGGACCCUCUCCAAGGGACCACAGGUCUUAUUCCCCUGCUAGGUAUUGAUGUAUGGGAGCAUGCAUAUUAUCUUCAGUAUAAAAAUGUUAGACCUGACUAUCUCAAAGCCAUCUGGAAUGUGAUCAACUGGGAGAAUGUGUCUUCAAGAUAUGCAGCAUGCAAAAAGUAGAGCAAAAUUCUUGCACAAACUGGAACAGGAGCUUUAGUGUGAAUCAGAUUAUUUUUAUAGUAAUGUCCAACUGCUUACUUGCUAAUCGAUCCAGCACAUCAAACAUAAGCUCUUCACAGUCGAGGUAAAUGUGUGUCUAAUAUGGUGAAACUGUAGCUGCUAAUCUGCUGUUCAAAAACAAAUUCUUUAUCCAGUGUGUAAUUCUUUAAAACAUCAAUAUGGGAUUAUAUCUGAAGUUCCUCUUGAUAGACUGUGGGUUUGACACUUGGCCCUGUGAAGGGAACCCUUGAAAGAAGAAAACUCGUUAUACUAAAGUCAAAGGGAGAUAAAUACUAGUAGCAUUUCCAGAGCAUUUUAUAAAAUAGCUUUCAUGAAAGGCUGAAUGAAGCAUGUCUGUCAGAGCUGGACAGCAUUUGAGUAAAAAGCAAUCUACUAUAGUCUUCCUAAUGACAGGUUUGGCAAACACUUGUUCAUCACUACGUCUCUAUUCCUAACGUGUGUUACAGGUUCCAAAGAUUAAGGGUUAGCUUUCAUGAAAUUGCUACCCUUGCAAAAGGAGAGAGAAAAAAUCCUUCAUAAAUUUCAUGUUCGAAAACCGAAGAGAUUUGGUGCAGCAGAAAUAGAAUAUUUGUUUAAGGGUGUUUAAUAUGUAUACUUUUGUCUUCAAAUGUUACUGAAGAUGGGAAGUAUCCAUUCAUUGUUACUUCCAGAGGAUGAUGCUAUUAAUGAAUGGAAAUCAAAUUGUCUUCUGAUAUUGGUCUUGCUUCCUCUUCUGUACUAUAAUGUUGGAAGUAUGAACUAUCAAAAUAAAAUCUAAAAUAACUACCAA
Messenger RNA from Hemicordylus capensis (graceful crag lizard), 1839 nucleotides. RefSeq names its product superoxide dismutase 2 (gene SOD2). The transcript has 5 exons. Gene Ontology annotation, molecular function: metal ion binding; superoxide dismutase activity. Bases 336 to 1010 code for a protein of 224 amino acids. Gene Ontology annotation, cellular component: mitochondrion. Lineage: Eukaryota; Metazoa; Chordata; Lepidosauria; Squamata; Cordylidae. The record is from RefSeq and is a predicted model, not a curated record. Gene Ontology annotation, biological process: superoxide metabolic process.